CCACAGUUAGUUCCCGCACUCUGCUUCUGACCAAGUCCAGUCCCAGAGAAAGAUCACAAACGGACCCGACGUCCUGCGGUGGGAAGGUGAAGAUGGGGAGAAGGCAGGCUCUAAUCCUGCUUUAACUCGGGUCCUGCAAACUUGGGGAAGGAGGAAUCUGGUUGGGGAAGAGGCAUUCGGUUUGCAUGCACUAGGAGCUUGGAGCCAAAGGAAAGGGUAGUUCGGCCAUGGAGAACGGAACAUGGGAAGUCGGCGGUCUCCCAGUCAACGACUCAGAUCCUGGUAGGACCCUGGGCCUGAUGCCUCGGACGCCCCUGGCUGUUCAGGUGGUGACCAUCGCGUUGGUUCUGCUCAUCUGUGGCGUGGGCAUCGCAGGCAAUGUCAUGGUAGUCCUGGUGGUGGCCCGGAGUCGCCAGAUGGUCACCCCCACCAACUGCUACUUGGUCAGUCUGGCAGCCGCCGAUCUCCUAGUGCUGCUGGCGGCUGGGCUGCCCAAUCUGUCCGACGUUGUGGCUUCUUGGGUGUUUGGUCACGCGGGCUGCCUGUGCAUCACCUACCUACAGUACUUGGGCAUCAACGCGUCCACCGGUUCACUCACAGCGUUCACCGUGGAGCGCUACCUGGCCAUCUGCCACCCCAUCCGCGCACAGUCCCUGUGCACUGUGGCCCGGGCCAAACGCAUCAUCGCUCUUGUGUGGCUGGGCACAGCAGCCUACUGUGUCAUGUGGCUCUUCCUGGUGGACACGAGCGAGGUGGCUUUCGACGAUGGCGUGAGGGUGCAGUGCGGCUACCGCGUGUCCCGCAAGCUCUACCUGCCCGUCUACUUCCUAGACUUCGCACUGUUCUACGCGCUGCCACUGGGACUGGCCACUGUGCUGUACACUCUCAUCGCGCGCAUCCUCUUCCUAGGUCCCCUGCCCCGCGCGAACGAUGCAGACUCUGCCAGCUCCAUCCACCAGGGCCGCUCCCUAGAACUCCCUCCCGGCUCAGACGGGUCAGUUCGCUUUUCGUGCCGCGGGAACAGGGGCGCCCUGAGCUCCAGGAAGCAGGUCACCAAGAUGCUGGUCGUGGUGGUAAUUCUGUUUGCCCUCCUCUGGAUGCCAUACCGCACCCUGGUGGUGGUGAACUCCUUCCUCAACCCACCCUAUCUGAAUCUCUGGUUCCUCCUCUUCUGUCGAAUCUGCAUCUACCUAAACAGCGCUGUCAACCCAAUCAUCUACAACCUGAUGUCCCAGAAGUUCCGCACUGCCUUUCAGAAGUUGUGCAGGUGUAGGACAGCCCAGCCUGAGCCUCCAUCCCAAUAUACAGCCCCUAUCUACUACAGCGUCAUGAAGGAUUGUUCCCGCAAGGAUCCUGACUCUAAUAUCAACCAUUGAAACAGCAUCCCUGCUUCUGGCCAGGGGAGCUAACUGUCCAAAUGAGAUAGUGCCCUGGGAUCUCCGAGCCUGGUGAUAGGAGCCCCAGUUAGCCAAGAGCCCUCCACCUCACCCCCAAUGCCAUUCCAGAUAGGUUGGAUUGGUUAGUCUCAAGGGUCACCUCUGUAACAAAUGCAUGACAUGAGCCUGUUUAGUUGGGUUGAGGAUGGGAGGAAGUGACCAUAAGAUUUCUAACUUGAAGGGAUCUUAGAAAUCAUCCAUAUGAACAGAACCCCUUCAUUUUACAGGUGUGAAGAUGGAAUCCCGAGAGGACAAAUAACUUGCCCAAGAUUACACAGAGAGUUAAGAACGAAGCCAGUAUUUGAACCCAGGUCCCCUGAUUCCACUCGACCACAGUGCCUGUCUUCUUAACGAAUAGAGGAGAGGGAUAGGGGGUUGGAGGGACAUUUCUCCAUGCCAGAGCCUCCUGUUUCUUACUGGGUGGUCCCCUCCUCCCCGAGGAGAUCACAGAUAGCUCAGAGUCACCAGGAGUUCCUGGGAGUUCAGGGAGAUAAUACUUUCCCAUCUCCAGCCAGAGUUGGCCAUAAUUGUCCCAGGCAGCUUGUUGAAGGGAGACUUCCAUGGAGGGUGCUUUGAAGAAUAGGGAGGCAAGCCAUCAUGGCAGAGCCAAGUCAGCAUCCUACCUGGAUGGGCAUCCCAUUCCAGGCAUCUCUCAUAGAUGUUUCUGGAUUCCCAUUGUCAGUUCUGUGAGUCCUAAGUGUUGGGGGGGGGGUCAUUUUACUUUCCUAAAUUUGCCCAGAUGUUUUCAACCAGAUAAAACUGAUUUCUUACUCGCCUGGAAAAGGGGAAUGCUGAAGACAUUUUGGAAGGGUGGACAUUUUUCUGUGGGAUGAGGGGAUGGACCUUUUUGCAUGCUUAGAAGCUAUGCUUAUCCUUUUAUUCUUUACUGAAAAUAAUAGUGGAGUAUUUCUUUAAUUGAGCUGUUGCCCUCCACUCCAGAUGCAGCUGCAUUUCUAUGCACUCUCUGUGCUUAUGGGAGUCAUUGAUGACACAGAGGCCAAGAGGGUGUUCAGAAGAGCAGAAAGGAUACAAUGGGGAAAGGGAUGAAUUUUGAAUUUUCUGAGAGAGAGAGAGAGAGAGAGAGAGAGAGAGAGAGAGAGAGAGAAUAUACUCCCAUCCAAUCCACAACUGUUGAUGCUCUCUAGCUCACAGGAACCCACCAAAAUAAUCCCCAAUUCCUUGAGAGAAAGGAAGAAAUGGAUUGGACAGACAAUGGUGUCUAGCCCUGACUUGAACUAUUCCCUAAUCUCCCACUGGGACUUUGAGUGACAGAAGUCAUUGGGAUGAGGGGUUCAACAAAUGCUUUACAAAAAGAAAGUGUCAAGGCUUCUGUUUCCAUGUCUCUAUACCUAUGGUUGCAUGCUAUAAUUAUAUCU
Dromiciops gliroides (monito del monte) is the source of this 2812-nucleotide messenger RNA. Its product is annotated as thyrotropin-releasing hormone receptor-like. Gene Ontology annotation, molecular function: thyrotropin-releasing hormone receptor activity. Gene Ontology annotation, biological process: phospholipase C-activating G protein-coupled receptor signaling pathway. The record is from RefSeq and is a predicted model, not a curated record. The transcript has 3 exons. Gene Ontology annotation, cellular component: membrane. Lineage: Eukaryota; Metazoa; Chordata; Mammalia; Microbiotheria; Microbiotheriidae. Bases 228 to 1376 code for a protein of 382 amino acids.